AUGGCGGGCUUCACUGUGGGCGAUUACCUGGCAGAAAGGCUGUCGCAGAUUGGAAUUGAGCAUCCAUUUGUUGUUCCCGGCGACUAUAAUCUGGUCCUUCUAGAUAAGCUACAAGCCCACCCAAAGUUAUCGGAGAUUGGCUGUGCAAAUGAGUUAAACUGCUCCCUUGCAGCGGAGGGCUAUGCCAGGGCAAAUGGUGUCGCUGCUUGCGUCGUGACCUACAACGUAGGUGCCUUCUCUGCCUUCAACGGCACAGGAAGCGCAUAUGCAGAGAAUCUCCCGCUCAUUCUAAUCAGCGGAUCCCCAAACACCAAUGAUGCGGCCCAGUUUCAUCAGUUACACCAUACUCUCGGAACGAGUGACUUUACCUAUCAGCUUCAGAUGGCGGAGAAUAUUACGUGUUGUGCCGUUGCUGUGGGCAGAGCGCAGGACGCUCCGCGUCUGAUUGAUCGCGCCAUUCGGGGUGCGCUGAUCAGUAAAAAGCCGGCAUAUAUCGAGAUUCCGACGAACCUCUCAGGCGCUCCAUGUACACGGCCUGGCCCGAUCAGCGCGGUUGUUGAUCCUAUCCAGAGUGACCGAGCGUCUUUGUUGGCAGCAAUUGACUGCGCCGCGGACUAUCUGUCUGGGAAGGAAAAACCGAUUAUACUUGCUGGUCCAAAAGUACGUAGAGCUGGUGCCGAGACUGAAAUACUGCGACUCGCGGAAGCAAUGGGUUGUGCGGUUGUGGUGCAGCCAGCAGCCAAAGGAUCUUUCCCAGAGGAUCACUUCCAGUACGCAGGGGUCUUCUGGGGCCAAGUGAGUACUCUCGCCGCAGAUUGCAUCCUCAACUGGACAGACGCCAUUGUCUGCGUGGGCGUCGCCUUCACCGACUACAGUACAGUGGGUUGGACAGCAUUGCCCAUUAUUCCCCUCAUGAUCGCGGGGUUGGACCAUAUCUUCUUGCCUGGAGCCAUGUUUGGACGGGUUCACCUGAGAGACUUUCUGUCUGGGCUAGAAAGGACAGUCCAGAGAAAUGAAACGACGUUGACCGAGUAUAAUCGCAUUCGUCCAGAUCCCCCAAUGAUCGAGGCAUCUAACGAAAACGCCCCGCUCACUCGUAAAGAAAUGUCGCUACAGGUUCAAACCUUGCUUACCCCAGAGACAACACUAUUUGUGGACACGGGAGACUCGUGGUUCAACGGAAUCAAUAUGAGAUUGCCCCAUGGUACCAAGUUUGAGAUUGAAAUGCAAUGGGGUCAUAUCGGAUGGUCAAUACCGGCAUCGUUCGGCUAUGCUGUCGCAGAACCCCAACGUCAGGUGGUAGUGAUGGUCGGCGACGGUGCAUUCCAGAUGACAGCCCAAGAGGUCUCGCAGAUGAUUCGGUACAAGACCCCAGUGAUCAUCAUCUUGGUCAACAACCAGGGCUAUACAAUCGAGGUGGAAAUCCACAAUGGUAUCUAUAACCAGAUCAAAAACUGGGACUAUGCGCUGCUGGCCCAAGCCUUUAAUUCCACUGACGGUGGCGCUCGUGGCCUUCGUGUGUCAACAGGCAGUCAACUGGCUGAGGCCAUUGAAAAGGCGAAUGCCAAUCGCAGCGGACCAACCCUAAUUGAAUGUGUAAUUGAUCCAGAUGACUGUACUAGGGAGCUCAUUACAUGGGGCCAUUAUGUUGCGGCAGCGAACGCGCGGCCCCCGAUCCAGCUCUGA
Molecule: messenger RNA, 1686 nt
Organism: Aspergillus fumigatus Af293
Lineage: Eukaryota; Fungi; Ascomycota; Eurotiomycetes; Eurotiales; Aspergillaceae
Gene: pdcC
Product: putative pyruvate decarboxylase
Molecular function (GO): carboxy-lyase activity; magnesium ion binding; thiamine pyrophosphate binding
Source: RefSeq, a predicted model, not a curated record